AUGGCUUCAAGGCAUACUGACCCGGAUAUAUCCUCUAGCACUAUUGAGAUCGAUACCGACCACGGUAGAAAGAAUAUACACAUUCGCCGAAGCACAAACAUCACGACCCAAGAUCAUCCUGUAGUAGUUCUCGUUCCCGGAUUAGGUCUGGGUUGUCUCACAUUCACGACCAUCCAAUCCGAGCUCGCGAAAUCGGGCAUUGCAUCCUUCACUUAUGACCGCCUAGGCAUUGGCCGCUCUUCUUCCUUACCACUCCUGGAAUCAACAGAUCGAGACUCCGAGAAGAAGACACCAAAACCCAGAACAGCAUCAGCACUAGCACAAGAACUAGAUGCUGUCCUGCACGCCGCCGCUCUCAAGUCCCCAUUCGUCUUCAUCACGCACUCCGCCGGCGGUCUAACAAUCUGGGAGUACACCGCCGCUCACAGCGAGAAUUCAGCUGGCGUGGUCUUCCUAGAUGCCAAUUCGCCACGCUCCAUCGAGCGAGCAGUCAUGGAUCCGGAUCUGGAGUUCUUGGCUGAUGGGAUCAAAGGAGGGUUAGACUAUUGUUCAGUUAUUGGCUUGGAUGAUGCACAUCACAUGUCCGGUGCAGAGUGGGAGGAAUUAAAUGGUCAGCGGGAUCCGCCCGAAGGCUGGACGAAAGGGGAGAAUGGUGGAUGGGCUGAAAUGCUAGGUUGGCAUGACAGCUGUCGGGACCUCGCUCGUCAUGAUCUUGUGAGUAAGCAUCCACUGGGUGACAGGCCCGUGACUGUGAUCAAAGGUUUCAGUGAGAGGGACAUCAGGAAGGCUAUUGCUUAUUCUGAGGCUAAGGGUGGCGGGACGAAUGAGCAAAGGGAGGAGUUGUUGAGAAAGAUGGAGGGGUGUGAUGUUUUGGAGGAGGAAUGUCAGAGGGAGCAUCUGAUGCUUACGGGGACUGGUGAGAGAAGAUUUGUGUUUGCACAUAGCAGUGGGCAUUAUCCGCAUAUUACGGAGCAGGAUCAGGUUGUGAGUGAGAUUGAGCGGAUGGUGAGAUUGGUUCGGAGGAAUGGCAAGUGA
This is a messenger RNA of Recurvomyces mirabilis, 1035 nucleotides long. RefSeq lists its product as uncharacterized. Bases 1 to 1035 code for a protein of 344 amino acids. Lineage: Eukaryota; Fungi; Ascomycota; Dothideomycetes; Mycosphaerellales; Teratosphaeriaceae. The transcript has a single exon. The record is from RefSeq and is a predicted model, not a curated record.